Molecule: messenger RNA, 1569 nt
Organism: Aspergillus alliaceus
Lineage: Eukaryota; Fungi; Ascomycota; Eurotiomycetes; Eurotiales; Aspergillaceae
Product: SPFH domain-containing protein
Exons: 2
Coding region: 58-1338 (426 amino acids)
Cellular component (GO): membrane
Source: RefSeq, a predicted model, not a curated record
UGUCUCGACACAACCAUUGCUUCACAGAGAUCGAUCCACACGUCCCAGUAUAUCACAAUGGAUGUGGCCUCUAGGCAGUCUACGAGACUGCUGCGGUCCUCCUCCAACGCAGUUACGUCCCGCUUACUCCAGAACCCUCGUCUUCCUACCUCCGCACUUACAUCUACGCACACCUUGAAUAACAUUCGACGAAAUGUCUCUUCGUCACCUCGGAGACUUGCGCCUGAAUCAUUGCUGAACUUCGGAACCGGACCGCAACCAGGGGCACCUGCUACGUAUUUUGCCAAUCGCUCGACCCUCCCCAUUAACACGGUUAUUCGAUUCGUUCCUCAACAGACAGCAUGGAUCGUGGAGCGAAUGGGAAAGUUCCACCGGAUUUUAGAACCGGGCCUUGCGGUUCUGGCCCCGUUUAUUGAUCGGAUCGCUUACGUCAAGAGCUUGAAGGAGUCGGCCAUCGAGAUUCCGAGUCAAAAUGCUAUUACUGCGGAUAACGUCACACUGGAGCUGGAUGGUGUGCUGUACACGAGGGUUUUCGACGCGUAUAAGGCGAGCUACGGUGUGGAGGAUGCGGAGUAUGCUAUCUCUCAACUUGCACAGACGACGAUGCGUUCGGAGAUUGGCCAGCUUACCCUCGACCAUGUGCUGAAGGAGCGCGCGACAUUAAAUACCAAUAUCACGCAGGCCAUCAACGAGGCAGCACAAGACUGGGGUGUUAUUUGUCUACGAUACGAGAUCAGGGAUAUCCAUGCGCCGGAGGGCGUUGUCGAGGCUAUGCAUCGCCAGGUCACAGCUGAGCGGUCGAAGCGUGCUGAGAUUCUCGACUCCGAGGGUCAACGGCAGAGUGCGAUCAACAUCGCUGAGGGUCAGAAACAGUCCGUGAUCCUGGCUUCGGAGGCUAUGCGGCAAGAACAGAUUAACCUUGCUGCUGGUGAGGCUGAAGCAAUCUUGUUGAAGGCACAGGCUACCGCGAGAGGCAUUGACGCUGUUGCUCGGUCCAUUGAGGCUGGAAAGGAGAAUGCUCACGGGGCUGUCAGUCUGAAUGUCGCCGAGAAAUAUGUCGAUGCUUUCUCCAAACUGGCCAAGGAGGGUACUUCUGUUGUCAUUCCCGGAAAUGUUGGUGAUCUGGGUGGAAUGGUUGCGAAUGCCAUGGCUAUCUAUAAAAACAUCAAUGAGAGCCAGGCAAAAAAUGUGGCGGCGAAGACUCUGGGGGUAAAUCCUGUUCAGGACCAUGCUUCCCACCCGUCUGAGGUCAGCCCGAAAGUUGAGGAGACUCUCGGUGACGAUGCCGCAGAUAAAGUGCUAGACGAGUUUGAAGAGACUGGAAAGCAGCAGAGAUAAUCUAUGGCGAUGGACUGAUAAACUGUAUUAUUCCCUCUACAGGCAUAUUGUCUUUUUUAAGGGGUUCUUUGACGUCUUCUCUCCGGUCGACUGUUAUCCCUAGUACCUUUGCACGAUUGCUUUCAGAUGUGUACAAAAUACCUAUAUCCGUCACAUUAUAUCUUUAUCACCACUCCUCUUCAGUCUUUUUUUUCAUAUUUUUUUUUUUUUUUAAUUGCCAAAACAUUUCUU